AUGCAUGCAAUGACCCUGCUGCUGAAACGGCUCAAGGGCCAAAUGCCAGAUUGGGUUGUGGACACCCACCUCUUUUUGCAGGCUGUACAGCGUGCUAUAACGAAGAAUACUUUGUGUCGGAGAAAAACAAAGUGUGUGUGUGUGUGUGUGUGUGUGUGUGUGUGUGUGUGUGUGUGUGUGUGUGUGUGUGUGUGUGUGUGUGUGUGUGUGUGUGUGUGUGUGUGUGUGUGUGUGUGUGUGUGUGUGUGUGUGUGUGUGUGUGUGUGUGUGUGUGUGUGUGUGUGUGUGUGUGUGUGUGUGUGUGUGUGUGUGUGUGUGUGUGUGUGUGUGUGUGUGUGUGUGUGUGUGUGUGUGUGUGUGUGUGUGUGUGUGUGUGUGGGGGGAUUGAGUCAGUGGGUGCGUGCGUGUGUCACCUGCGUGCGAAUGUCAACACAAGAAGUUGAAUGGGUAUGA
Molecule: messenger RNA, 453 nt
Organism: Monosiga brevicollis MX1
Lineage: Eukaryota; Choanoflagellata; Craspedida; Salpingoecidae
Exons: 2
Coding region: 1-453 (150 amino acids)
Source: RefSeq, a predicted model, not a curated record